GAAACCUGUUGUUAAAUACUCCGUCAGUAUGCAAAAUGUUUGUGUGCUAGUUGUUCUCGUCUCCUUGCAGAGGCGGAACACCCAACAGACGCAGCUCUCUAAUGGAACAGAAGGAGUCCUCGCUGAUCAUCACGGUUGAUCUCUGUUGCUGCCGCUCCCUCACAAAGAUACGGAAAACCCUGUGCAAGUUGCAAGAGAGUGAGGACAUCAGGGCGAUCAUGUACGACGACAAGGCCGGGACGGUGGCGAUCUCCGGUGGUUUCGACCCACUCGUGCUCCCCUGCAAGCUUCGCCGCAAGGCCGGUAGCGUGAUCAAGGACAUCCACCUCAAGAAGGAGAGAGAGAAGAACAGGGUGCCGCCACCGCCGCCGCCACCACCACCUCAGCCGGCGCCCGCAGCCAGGGCGGCGUUCGGCACCAUAUGUGGCGCCGGGGUGGCGCCGGGGCGCGCCUGCCUCUGUCUCGGUCAGUGCCGCUGUCACUGCGGGGGAGGCUACGGCUGCCGCUGCUGCGGCGCGGCACCGCCGUGCUACUGCGUGCCGAUCGGAGGAGGAGGCUGCUCCGUCGUCCAGUUCACCUAUGAUGAACCAUCUCCUGCUUGCAGUAUCAUGUGAUGGAUGACGCCCGGGUGAUCUCGUAAUUCCAUCAUAAAUUUGGGAGAAGACAAUACUAAUUAAAGAAAUAAGAUAUACCUUUAGUAGAAGCUUUAAUUUACAUGUAAGUACAAUAUAAUGGCGAGUACAAAUUUCAUGUAAUUUGCAUUUCUGCACUACACUGUUAUAUGCCUUUCCCAUAAAAAAAAGAAGAAUAUCAUUGUAGAGUUGGACCAGUGAUAUCAUCCAUAUAUGAAUUUUCACUUGAAAGUACAAAUCAGAUUAUUGAUA
Messenger RNA from Oryza sativa Japonica Group (Japanese rice), 884 nucleotides. Its product is annotated as protein PYRICULARIA ORYZAE RESISTANCE 21. The record is from RefSeq and is a predicted model, not a curated record. NCBI's taxonomy places the organism in Eukaryota, Viridiplantae, Streptophyta, Magnoliopsida, Poales, Poaceae. Gene Ontology annotation, biological process: regulation of defense response to fungus.